AUGGCAGGAGAAAAAGUCAAGUUUUUCCUGCCCAUCGCUCAAUGGCUCAAACACAUCGCCCUCUCAGCAAAACCGAAAGGAGUAACAAUUUGCCAUUUGGAUAUUUCCUAGCUGUGUUUGUGCCCUCACUCAUGGUCCAGACUUUUUUCAAAUAGGACAUGGAGUUUGUCUGCAGCCAGCGUUUUGGUAGAAACUGCGCCUCCCAUUCAUUAUAAUGGUAAAUGACCACAGACAAGUGCGCACACCAUCUUUGGACCUUGAGUGUGAUGCGAUCGGGAGGGAGAGGCGGUCGUGUUGGGGGUGGCGCGACACAGCUCGGGCCCGCCAGUGCCCCAACGGGGCCCUAGUUCUUUCUUUCUUUCUUCUUUUUCCUCCCCUUUGAACUGGAAAAUGGCCCACUUCCCACUGGCGAAAACUCAUGAAAUUUGGCAGGACGACCGGGCCUGGUGAAAAAUUCGAUAUUCUGAAGUCGCCCAAACAAUACAAUGCAAAAUGGCUCCAUAGCGCCCCCUAAGGUGAAAAUUCACACUAUUGACUGUCACGCCUGUACCCUUUGUCAAAAUGACACAAAAAUUGACACACACAUGUAUCUCAAUAAGAUCUACAAAAAAGUCAGUGCGGGCGUAUCUGUCAAAUGUACGGUUAAAGGGUUAUUUCGCAUUUUUUGCAGAUCCGCACACAUUGGAAUUUCGCUAACUCCUCCGAAGGCUUUCGUUCCACCACAUUUGCUCAGGCCAAUCUACACCCCAUGGCCAUUCAAAGUUGUUCAAAUCAUGAUGCUGCACCCCACGGUUUAGGUUCUAGGGGGCGCCAAAAAUAACCCAAAAAUCCACAUUCUUAAAAGUCUUAUAACUUUUUAUUUUUGUCCUCACUGGCCUCCAAGUUUUCUAGGAUGAUGCAAUGUCCAGCCAUCAACACAUUUGUGGAGCUAUUUUUACUCCCCAAAAGAGCGCCCCCCCAUGGCAGGAGAAAAAAGUCCAUUUUUUCUUGUCCACUAAGGUGAAAAUACACAUUGUUGAGUGUCACACCUAUACACUUUGUCAUAUUGACACAAAAUUUGACAAUCAAGUGUAUCUCAAUAAGAUCUACGAAAAAGUCAAUGCGCACAUAUCUGUAAAAUGUAUGGUUAAAGGGCUAUUUCGCAUUUUUGGUCGAUUCGCACACAUUGGAAUGGAGCUAACUCCUCCUAAGGCCUUCCUCCCACUGACACCAAAUUUUCUCAGGCCAAUCUACACCCCAUGGCCAUUCAAAUUUGUAAAAAUCAUGACGCUGCACCCCACGGUUUACGUUCUAGGGGGCGCCAAAGAUGACCCAAAUAUCCAUAUUCUUAAAAGUGUUAUAACAUUUUAUUUUUGUCCUCACUGGCCUCCAUGUUUUCUAGGAUGAUGCAAUGUCCAGCCAUCAACACAUUUGUGAAGGAGUUUUUUCUCGUUAAAAGAGCACCCCCCCUUGGCAGGAGAAUAAAGUCAAGUUUUUCCUGUUCAUCGUUCAAUGGCUCAAACGCACUGCUCUCUCGGCAAAAGCGAAAGGAGAAGCAAUUUGCCAUUUGGAUAUUUCCUACCUGUGUUUCUGCCCUCACUCAUGGUCCAGACUUUUUUCAAAUAGGACAUGUAGUUUGUCUGCAGCCAGCGUUUCGGUAGAAACUGCGCCUCCCAUUCAUUAUAAUGGGAAAUGACCAAAGACAGGUGUGCACACUAUCUUUGGACCUCGACUGUGACGUCACAGUUUGACGUUCAAAUGUUAUUUGACCUCUGACCUUUGGUGGAGACGUGAACCUUUCAACCUGCAAAAACGGCAUUUCAAUAGCUCUUACGGCUUUUCUACAAAUACACUUUGUUCUGCUGCUCCUACUGUCUCUUCAGAGCUGCUUCACAGAUCAUUAAAGAGUGUGCAUGUGUGUAAUAAUAUAAUCAUUUUUAGUAACAAUGAUUUUUAGUGACAUCAUACAUUUGUUUUUUUCAGCAGAGGCAGCCACCUUAAAUGUUGACGUGUGUUUUCUGCAGUUGCAUCACAUGGCCACAGGGUGCCAGUGUUGGACUCAUUUUCCAGGGUCUAUUGUUGUUGCUAACAUGUAUUUGUAAAAUCAAUCCCCUAUUUUUAUAAUAGAAAAUGUCCUGUGAAGAUUUGUCCACUGUAGUGACCGUUAUACGUGAAAGGGUUAAUUGUGUAGUGGAAGUGUUUAGUGUUUAGGAUACACACACACAGACACACACACACACACACACACACAAACAGAGUCUGUUUUUUAGCACCUGCAAAAACAUGCUAUUUACAUAUUAGACAGGAAUGCAGAGGCUUGCCCCUGAAAAAAUCAAAUGUCAAACGCAAAUUGGCUGGUCAUUUCUCAAAAAGACAACCAUGAAGCACUAUCUAAACCUGAAGCAUGCAGUUGCUGCAUGUGUACAGUAACCUGAGGGGAGUGAGGUGACUGCUUCUGAGGAGAACAUGAGCAGUGAAGAUUCACCUUAGAGCCAGAACAGGGACGUGUACAUGAUUAUACAGGGGCAGGGGCUCAAGUCUUUUCCAGUCCUUUAUACAAUAUGGAAAUCAAUGUGAAAUUAAAAAACAAAGUAUUAAUAGAAAGGUAAUGACUGUCCUGUGUAGAUGACAGUGAUAUCCAAUAGGCUAGGCACUCACGAGGCUGGCUGUGGCAAGUGUAAGUGAAAGCAACACGCACUGGCAGGAAGAACAGCAAACGCCGAUGAGGGAAAAGGGUCUUUGCAGUGAUGGGCGUUACCAGAGAGGGCGAUGGCCAGAGGAUGCGAAUGGGACGGGGAGGCAGCGCGUUGGGGGGGGCGGCGCGACACGGCUCGGGCCCGUUAGUGCCCCAACGGGGCCCUAGUUAGGGCCCGAGCCAGCUGCAACGCAGCCGGGCGUAGAGCCCUAUUAUUCCUGUAUCGUUCUUCUUUCUUUCUUCUUAUUUUUCCUCCCCUUUGAACUGGAAAAUGGCCCACUUCCCACUGGCGAAAACUCAUGAAAUUUGGCAGGACGACCGGGCCUGGUGAAAAAUUCGAUAUUCUGAAGUCGCCCAGACAAUAAAAUGCAAAAUGGCUCCAUAGCGCCCCCUAAGGUAAAAAUUCACACAAUUAAGUGUCACGCCUGUACGCUUUGUCAUAUUGACACAAAAAUUGACACACACGUGUAUCUUAAUAAGGUCUAGAAAAAAGUCAGUGCGGGCGCAUCUGUCAAAUUUACGGUUAAAGGGCUAUUGCGCAUUUUUUGCCGAUCCGCACACAUUGGAAUUUCGCUAACUCCUCCAAAGGCUUUCGUUCCACCGGCACCAAAUUUGCUCCGGCCAAUCUACACCCCAUGGCCAUUCAAAAUUGUACAAAUCAUGACGCUGCACCCUACGGUUUAGGUUCUAGGGGGCGCCAAAUGAAACAUUUGCUAGUUUUGAACAGGGCAGAAGUAAAAUAAGAGAUGUACAAAAAAAAUCCGGAAAAAAUAUUAAUCCAAUAUGAUUUUUACAGCAAAGUAGUUUUUGCCACUGAGUGGCGCCAAAGGGAGCUGUCUAUUAACAGCAGACAAAGUAGUUAUGGCACAUGAGGGGCGCCAAAGGGAGCUUUCUAUUAAAUCUGAUGCUACAGAAAAAGUUAAAAGUUAUCAAAGUCAAUAAUAUCACUAAUCUCUCAUAUAUUCAAGACUUUGAUGCCCUGCAAGAGAUAAUCAGUUUUUAUAAUGCUUGAUAAAAAAAAUUGGUCAUUUUCCUUACCCCCCAUGGCAGGAGAAAAAGUCAAGUUUAUCCUGCCCAUCGCUUAAUGGCUCAAACGCAUUGCUCUCCCACUAAAACCGAAAGGAGGAGCAACUUGCCAUUUGGAUAUAUCCUAGCUGUGUUUGUGCCCUCACUCAUGGUCCAGACUUUUUUUCAAAUAGGACAUGUAGUUUGUCUGCAGCAAGCGUUUUGAUAGAAACUGCACCUGCCAUUCAUUAUAAUGGUAAAUGACCACAGACAGGUGCGCACACCAUCUUUGGACCUUGAGUGUGACGCGAUCGGGAGGGGGAUGCGGUCACGUUGGGGGCGGCGCUACAGGGCUCGUGCCCGCCAGUGCCCCAACGGGGCCCUAGUCUUCUUUUUCUGCCCCUUUGAACUGGAAAAUGGCCCACUUCCCACUGGCGAAAACUCUGGAAAUUUGGCAGGACGACCAAGCCUGGUGAAAAAUUCGAUAUUCUGAAGUCGCCCAAACAAUAAAAUGAAAAAUGGCUCCAUGGCGCCCCCUAAGGUGAAAACUCACCUGACGCCUAUACGCUUUGUCAUAUUGACACAAAAUUUGACAAUCACGUGUAUCUCAAUAAGAUCUACGAAAAAGUCAAUGCGCACAUAUCUGUAAAAUGUACGGUUAAAGGGCUAUUUCGCAUUUUUUGCCGAUUCGCACACAUUGGAAUGUGGCUAACUCCUCCUAAGGCUUUCGUCCCACUGACACCAAAUUUGCUCAGGCCAAUCUACACCCCAUGGCCAUUCAAAGUUGUAAAAAUCAUGACGCUGCACCCCACGGUUUACGUUCUAGGGGGCGCCAAAGAUGACCCAAAUAUCCACAUUCUUAAAAGAAUCCACAUUCCCCCCCCAUGGCAGGAGAAAAAGUCAAGUUUUUCCUGCCCAUCGCUCAAUGGCUCAAUCGCAUCGCUCUCCCGGCAACACCGUAAGGAGGAGCAACUUGCCAUUUGGAUAUAUCCUAGCUGUGUUUGUGCCCUCACUCAUGGUCCAGACUUUUUUCAAAUAGGACAUGUAGUUUGUCUGCAGCGAGUGUUUUGGUAGAAACUGCGCCUCCCAUUCAUUAUAAUGGGAAAUGACCACAGACAAGUGCACACACCAUCUUUGGACCUUGAGUGUGACGCGAUCGGGAGGUGGAGGCGGUUGCGCUGGGGGCGGCGCGACGCGGCUCGGGCCCGACAGUGCCCCACCGGGGCCCUAGUUAACUAACUAUUCUCACUUUGACGGAUAAGUUGUGCAUGUUGUGCCAAUCAGCAAGGAGAGGGGGUCCGGUACCCUUCUAAGUUUGAAGUCACUGCAAUAGCUAAAAGACUAGUGGAGUAUUAUCCCAUGCUGCAGGAUAAAGACAAAACUAUGAAACAUGAUAGUGAUCAUAUUAUUUUGUGCAUUUAGAUGUUGAAGUGUGUGGUUAUUUUUGGCUGAUACUUUAUCUGUGCAUAUCUUUAUUUUGUUCUUUCAAUGAGUGAAAUUUUAUUUACUGUAGGCGAGCAUUUACAAGAAUCUUCACAAGAGGCUUCAGAAUGUUAAGUCCCCACAAAAGAGGCAGGGGCCCACACCAGAGAGGGGCCACAAGAAGAAAAGGCAUUGCAUUGACUUCUCAGAAAGUGACCAAGAAGAAGAUCAUGAUACAGACUCAAUUGGUUGCUGAACAGUUAUUUUGUGUCCCACAUCAGGGACCAUUUCUGAUAAUGGCCGCACUUCACGUAAGUAGAAACAUGUACAUUUGAACAAUAAUGAUAAUGUAUGAAGGCUAGGCAAUGUUAUGAUGGUUUUGGAUAUCAUGAUAUAUUACAGACAUUUUUCAUUUGAAUUCUCAUUUGAUAUAUUUUGAUGCUCCAAACAAUUUCAUCCAUUUGACGGAGUUACUCAUUUGUCUUCUUCAUUUCAGCAGACGAGGAUAGUCCAACAGCACAGGCCAGACAUUAUCAGACCCUACAGGAGCUGUACAAGAAACCAAAACCCAACCAAGAUGCUGUCUCCCAAAUUCUUGAACUAGAGUUUCAAGCAAGAAGAUCCUUCAUUGAUAGUGAUGUUCUGAAGGAACAGGACAGGCCAACAAAGAUCCUGGAUGCAUAUCCAUGUUUCAAGGAUCUUCAUCAUGUAAGUGAUUAACUUGUUUUGGUUUCGUAUGAAAAGCAAGCAUCGUUGCAGAUUUUAACACUUACUUGCAUUAUAGGUGAUGAAUGAGCUGAGGCGCAUCCUGGAUAAGUGCAACAGAAAAUUCACUGAUGAAGUAAAAAAGAGAUGGGAAGACUUCUGCACAAAUAUGCCAUCGCGCAAGUCCACCACCAAAGAAACUGGGACAUGCCAGUGAGGCACUGCUUCAUGUCAUUCAGGUGAAAGUUUGUUCACAUUUUCUCACAUUCAACACCUCAUAGUUAUAUGCAUUGAUAUUGUGUUUCAAUGACUGGUGUUUUUUUCUGUUCUAAAGCAAUGUCUCAGUUACCUUCUUUUUCUUUAGCCAACAGAAGAUCCCACAAUCUACUUGCAGAAGAGGUCUCUCUGCAGCCCUGUGUUGCUGUUUGAUUGGACUCGCUGUCUCAUCUGUCUUGGAGCCACUCCCGCCACCAGGAUUGCCAAGGAAGACUUGAGUGACGGUCUGCUUUAUCUGAUGGGUUACUACUACGCCCUGCACCGCACAUACCCAAAGUGUGUGGCAACCCUUCUCUCUGUCAUUCAGACAGAAGUGCUACAGGACACUAUCCAUGAGCGAGACACCACAGCCUCAUACAAAACGACCAUGGCAGAAUGGAAAGAUUUUAUUGGGAAGUAG
Molecule: messenger RNA, 6482 nt
Organism: Xyrichtys novacula (pearly razorfish)
Lineage: Eukaryota; Metazoa; Chordata; Actinopteri; Labriformes; Labridae
Source: the annotation of a GenBank genome assembly